Acanthopagrus latus (yellowfin seabream) is the source of this 2516-nucleotide messenger RNA. It is a transcript of the gene bmal2, whose product is annotated as aryl hydrocarbon receptor nuclear translocator-like 2. Gene Ontology annotation, biological process: regulation of transcription by RNA polymerase II. The record is from RefSeq and is a predicted model, not a curated record. Lineage: Eukaryota; Metazoa; Chordata; Actinopteri; Spariformes; Sparidae. The transcript is spliced from 17 exons. The coding region runs from base 7 to 1956 and encodes 649 amino acids. Gene Ontology annotation, molecular function: RNA polymerase II cis-regulatory region sequence-specific DNA binding; protein dimerization activity; DNA-binding transcription factor activity, RNA polymerase II-specific. Gene Ontology annotation, cellular component: transcription regulator complex; aryl hydrocarbon receptor complex; cytoplasm.
GUUGUAAUGGUCGAACCGGGUGACACAGUGUGCGUGCGGCACCAGAAUCGAGCAUCGCAGCGGGGUGUUCUGGGCGGUUCGUCACCGGUUGACCAUGAUGUGCUGGUUGAGGAAAACGAUUGCAGUUCUAUGUCUUUGAGCAGCCUGAUGACGCCGUCGUCAGCUGUUAGCAUGUCCUUGAGCAUGGAGAUGCCCCGGAAGCGCAAGGGCAGCAUGGACAACCAGGAUAGAAAACCUGCUUCCACCCCUGAUGCAGACAUGGAAGACGACCAAAACGGGUCAGAUGGAGAUGACCAACAUGCUAAAAUGAAAUGCUUCAGGGAACCACACAGCCAAAUUGAGAAGAGGAGACGGGACAAAAUGAACAAUCUCAUUGACAAACUAUCGGCCAUGAUCCCCACUUGUAACCCAAUGUCCCGGAAGCUGGACAAACUCACUGUGCUCAGAAUGGCUGUGCAGCACCUCAAAUCUCUCAAAGGUUCAGGAAGUUCUUUUUCUGAAACCAACUACAAACCAUCAUUCCUUCCAGACGAGGAACUCAAACACCUCGUCCUCAAGGCUGCAGAUGGGUUCCUGUUUGUAGUGGGCUGUGAUCGUGGGAAAAUAGUUUUUGUCUCAGAGUCCGUCACGAAGAUAUUAAAUUAUAGUCGGGCGGAGCUGAUUGGACAGAGCCUGUUUGAUUACAUACACCAAAAGGACAUGGGAAAAGUGAAGGAGCAGCUGUCAGCUUCUGAAUUAUAUCCUCGUGAACGGCUAAUAGAUGCUAAAACCGGUCUGCAGGUCCAGGCUGACCUGCCAGUUGGUGCAUCGCGGCUGUGUACGGGUGCACGGCGCUCAUUCUUCUGCCGCAUGAAGUACAAUAAGAUUUCUGUCAAAGUGGAGGAGAAGGAAUUCCAAGCAGGCACUUCCAAAAAGAAAGAGUCGCAGAAGUACUGCACAGUUCACUGUACAGGUUACAUGCGCAGCUGGCCCACCAGUCAGUUGGGAGCAGACGGGGAGGGCGAGGCAGACAAGCAGGACAGCUCCCACUUCAGCUGCCUGGUCGCAGUGGGACGUGUGCACUCCCACUCACCGCCCCAGGUCAACGGAGAAAUCCGAGUUAAACCCACUGAGUUCGUCACACGCUACGCCAUGGAUGGCAAAUUCACCUUUGUUGAUCAAAGAGCUACAACCAUUCUCGGUUAUCUUCCCCAAGAAUUGCUUGGGACAUCGUGCUAUGAGUACUUCCAUCAAGACGACUUACCGCAGUUAGCUGACAGACAUCGAAAAGUGCUGCGGAGUAAAGAGAAAAUAGAGACAAACUGCUACAAGUUCAAAACAAAACACGGCUCUUUUGUCACUCUGCGAAGUCAGUGGUUUAGUUUUGUAAAUCCCUGGACCAAAGAAGUAGAAUACAUAGUGUCAACCAACACAGUUAUAUCGCAUGAUAACAGUCGAACCAGUCGGUCAGGAAACAAAUCUGAACGUUCCAGCAAUUCCAAGACAUCUGAAGAAGAUGGCAAGAAGUCCUUUCCGGUUAUACCAGGCAUCUCCACCACACCUGGGUCGAUGAUUUAUGCUGGAAGCAUAGGGACCCAGAUUGCCAAUGAGCUGCUGGAUUUCAACAGGAUGAACUCGUCACCUUCCAGUGGCAGCGUGAGCCCGUUCAGUCUGCCACCUGAUAAGAGUCAACAACCUCACAAUCAAAUCAGCAACAGUGUGCCAAACGGAGAGGCAGCGGACGUGGAGAUGCCAGGAAAGUCCAGCUCAGAGGAUGAGCCACAGGGAGCUGCAUUUUCAGGAGGAGAAUCACUUAUGGGGGAGAAUUCCCAGCUGGAUUUGGACAGCAUGGUUGGUCCGGGCCUUAGUAGUCUUAGCAAUGAUGAAGCAGCCAUGGCAGUGAUCAUGAGCCUCCUGGAGACUGAUGCAAACCUGGAUGAAGCUGUGGACUUUGAAGAGAUGCACUGGUCUUUAUAGAAUCUGCUCGUGCAGUGUGACGUUGUAGCACACUGAAAAAUCACUUGGACCAUCACCUGUCGUUUUGUUUUAUUGAUGAGAGAACUGCUCGAAUGCUUAUUCAAAGACGCAGCAUUCCUCUUUUUUUCUAAAGGACUUUUUUUUUUAAUUUAUUAGUAACCCUUUUCCGCAUAAGCUGUGUAGUGUUCGUGUGGCUGCUCUAACAUGGAGCGGGAUUGACACCUGCUUCCCCUUUUCAAAAGGAGGAUGUGCCUCUAAAGCCUUACAGCGGUCUGCCUGCCCUGAAACGCUGUUCUUCACUGCUUUCCUCACACCUUCGGUCAUCCUCUGUUUAACUGAAGAGGCCUCACGAGGUUCAAGAACCCAUGAACAAAUGACAGUGACGUGAUGGGAUUCCUGCUUAUAUUUCUCCCCUGUACCUACAAUGGGAGUCACGAUGCAAAAAAACCCCCAACAAAAAAAACAAAACAAUUUGCACUGAAUCAUUGUCAUAUUUUUUAAAAGGUUGUACUUUGAUUAGGUACUGUAUGUUUAAUUAAAACGCGAGGAAGACACCAUGA